GUCCUGCUGCUGCUGCUGGGCGCCUCGGCCUCGGCGGGGGCGGCUCCGCCGUGCCCCUCCUCGCCGCCCAGCGUGGACUCGGUGCAGGGGCUGGCCCGGCGCGCCUCCGUGGUGAUCGAGGGCAAGGUGCUAGCUCACAGCGUGGUGGAGCCAGGAGGAGGCGGAGGCGGCGGCGGAGGAGGAGGGGAAGAAGCGACGUCGCUGUUGCUGCUGCUGCCGUCGCCGCCGCCGCUCCUCACCCUGCCGGAGCAGCAGCAGCAGCCGACCGCCGCCUCUGCUUCCAGCACCACCUUCUCAGGGACAGUCCCCUCGCCAGCUCCCCGCGCGCUGGUGGCCAGCCCCAGCCCGCCGCCCGUCUCCUGGGUGACUCGGGUGCGCGUGCACCAGGUGUGGCCGGCCAAAAGCGGCGGGCUGCGCAAGGACGGGCUGCUGUGGGUGCUGCUGGCCGAGCGCGGCUCCGCCUGCGGGAGCAGCCUCAAGGAAGAGAGCCGCUACAUCUUCUUCAUGGAGCCCGUCGCCGCCUCCAGCCUCAACGCCACUGGGGCGCCUUCGCUGCUGCUGCCGCUGCCGUCGCCUUCGCCGCUCUUCCGGGCGUCUUCCCCGCCCCUGGAGACGGGCAGGAGUCUCAAGAAGGAGGUCAGCAGGGCGCUGUGUACCCGGGGAUGUGGAAGGGCCACUUCCGAAGGGCCAAGUCAGGAUAGCCUGGUAUCGGCAGAGACUAAUGGCAACAGCAGCUACAACACUGUGCCUCCUAAAUUGAAGGAGAUGAAAAGCCAGGAAUCAGUUGUGGGUCAAACAUUAAUUCUCAGAUGUGAAGCCAUUUCUGAGCACACCUCUCUCAAAUUCAAAUGGUUAAAAAAUGAAAAGGAAAUAACAAAAAAAAAUAGACCGGAGAACAUCAAGAUCAAGAGCCCCAAAAAACAAAAGACAUUCUCAGAACUUCGCAUUUCUAGGGCUUCACUGGCUGAUGCUGGAGAAUAUACAUGCAAAGCAAGCAACAGGCUUGGGAAUGACAGCACGAGAGCUCGGGUAACAAUUACAGACACCAAUGAACCCACCAACAUGAUACCAGUUUUGACAAAAGCAUCAAACACAUCCUCACAACUUAUAGACAAGAUUCCAGCAUCGACUGAAGGAACAAAUACAUCUUCUUCCACAUCUACAUCUACCACUGGGACAAGUCAUCUCACAAAGUGUGGUGUGAAUAAGAAAGACUUCUGUGUAAAUGGAGGCGAGUGCUUCAUGGUCAAAGAUCUCCCAAAUCCACGAUAUUUGUGCAGGUGCCCAAAUGAAUUUACUGGUGAUCGCUGUCAAAACUACGUAAUGGCAAGCUUCUACAAGCAUCUUGGGAUUGAAUUUAUGGAAGCUGAGGAACUCUACCAGAAAAGGGUGUUGACCAUAACUGGCAUCUGCAUUGCUCUCCUAGUAGUUGGAAUCAUGUGUGUUGUGGCCUACUGCAAAACCAAGAAACAGCGGAAAAAGUUGCACGACCGCCUCCGGCAAGGCCUUCGAUCUGAGCGCAACCAUAGAGUCAAUAUGGCCAAUGGGCCUCACCACCCUCACCCGCCACCAGAAAAUGUCCAGCUGGUGAAUCAAUAUGUAUCAAAAAAUGUAAUAUCCAGUGAGCAUGCUGUGGAGAGAGAAACAGAGACAUCAUUUUCUACAAGCCACUAUACCUCAACGACUCACCAUUCCACAACGGUCACCCAGACACCUAGUCACAGUUGGAGCAACGGUCGGACCGAAAGCAUAAUCUCCGAAAGCCAUUCUGUGCUUGUGAGCUCCUCGGUUGAGAACAGCCGCCAUGCAAGUCCGUCAGGCCCCCGAGGGCGUCUCAAUGGCAUUGGAGGGCCACGGGAAUGUAAUAGUUUUCUCAGGCAUGCACGAGAGACACCCGACUCCUACCGCGAUUCACCACACAGUGAGAGGUACGUAUCUGCUAUGACAACACCAGCUCGCAUGUCACCCGUAGAUUUCCAUACUCCAAGUUCUCCAAAGUCGCCUGCCUCAGAAAUGUCUCCGCAAGUCUCCAGUUUAACAAUGUCUGUCCCUUCUGUGGCAGUCAGCCCGUUUAUAGAAGAGGAGAGGCCUCUCCUUCUGGUGACCCCACCCCGGUUACGGGAAAAAUACGAGCACCACAUGCAACAGUUCAACUCCUCUUACCACCACAACCCCGCGCAUGAAAGCGGCAGCCUGCCACCAAGUCCGCUGAGGAUAGUGGAGGACGAGGAAUACGAAACCACACAAGAGUAUGAACCGGCGCAAGAGCCCCCCAAAAAACUAGUCAACAGUCGGAGGGCCAAAAGAACAAAGCCCAAUGGCCAUAUUUCCAAUAGGUUGGAAAUGAACACCGACACAAGCUGUGAGAACAGUAGCUCAGAGAGUGAAACAGAAGAUGAGAGGAUAGGGGAAGAUACACCUUUUCUGAGCAUACAAAACCCCAUAACAGUCGACCUGGAAUCAGCUACUGCAUAUCGACUGGCUGACACCAGGACUACCCAAAACAGUCGGUUCUCAACACAGGAAGAAUUGCAAGCAAGAUUGUCCAGUGUAAUAGCUAACCAAGAUCCCAUCGCUGUAUAAAAGAGAGAGAGCGAGAGAGAGAAACACUUAAAAAAAAAAAACCAACCCACAUAGAUUCACAUGUAAAACUUUAUUUUAUAUAUUGAAGUACUCCACCUUUAAAUUAAAAACAAUUUAUUUUAUUUUAGCAGUUCCGCUAUUAGGAUUUAAAAAGACAAAACAGGAAAAAAACUUUUAUAAAUUAAAUAUAUAAUGUAUAUACAAAAAGUGUUAUGUGCCAUAUGUAGCAAUUUUUUUACAGUAUUUCAAAAAUGAGAACGAUAUCAAUGGUGCCUUUAUGUUAUGUUAUGUUGAGAGCAAGUUUUGUAAAAGUUACAAGUGAUUGCUGUUCCACAGUAUUUCGCAGAAGUCUCUAACAUUCUGGGUUAUAUCUUCCCCACAACCUCUGCCCACAACCCAGCCCCCUUAUUUUCUUUGUGCAUUGCAUUAGUGGCGACUGGCUGUACAACUUGCAAGAACUGCAACAGUCCCUGUGUUUGCUUGCUGUAGCCCCUGAUCAAAAACGUUCUGUACUGGCAUAGCUACCUAAAGAACAAAGCAUACACCUUUCUUUUAUAAGAGGUGGUUAUUUCCUUACCUUAUAUGAGUUGGGUUUUGUCUGCUCUCUCACAGGACCACGGUUUGCUUUGGGAGCCUUGAAGGAAAUGGUAGAUCCAACCGUUAUGCCAUUGUUUACGACAGGUCAAUACCAAAAGACGCAAAGCUAUAUUAAAUAUUUAACAGAAAUACUGUGGGCUUUAAGUUUAAUAAUCAACCAAGAAUCUCCCUGAACCUCUAUAAUUUUUUGUAAUCGUGUUUCUUUGAAACACAAGUUCAGGCUUGCUUGGUCACAAAAAGUAAAUGCGCCAUAAUCCAGCAGGGAAGUCCUCCUAUGCAAUCAACUUUGAAAUAAAUGGGAUCUAUAUCACAGCCCUUUUGACCAACUCCUAUUUAUUUCAGUGUGGUUUAUACAGUACAGGAGAACACCCUGCUGCAUUGUGCCCAAGGUAAGUUGGUUGCAGUUCCUGGGUAAAAUAUUAGAGCAGCUUUUGUAACCAAACAAAAAAAAGAGAGGGACUCAUAGUGCGGGGAAUUAAAAUGCCAAUGAUAAAACCACAGUCAUUUUGAACCUGUAUCUGUACCCCUACCAUGGAGUGAAAUCUGGUGCGCUUCAAAUGGGUAACAUUUUUUUAUGUUCAAACUGGAAAACAAAUGUCUCUUCUACUGGGGGGAUCUCUUCCUUUGCAAUCAUUGGGACUUAAACAUGCUUAACUUUGGUUAGAUUUGGAUCGAGCCCCAAACUGCCAGCUUACAUACAAGAUGAAACCCAAAUAAGCUAGAAUGAGCAGUCUGGUGGGGAAAGGCUAAACAUUUAGUAAAAUAGAAGGAAAGUGUUGAUCUGUAUUGGUUUUCAUCUAAGUAUCUGUAAGGCAAAAAUGGUACAUUUGUCAAGCAUGCAUUUUGUUAGAUACAUUAUGCCACUAAUCAAUCAAAUGACUUUUUUGCCCCUGUCACCUAGAAGGUGAGCUACGCAAGACCCUAUUUUUAGAGAAAAGGGGAGUGCAAAAGGGGAUCAUCUCCCCACAUCACUUUUCACCUAGCCAAACAUAUUCCUCAGAGCUCAACUGAGGGUAAAAGAGCUGGGGAUAGGGCAGGCUGUAUGGGGAUAUGCUGCAGGUAGGCCUCCCCUCCAUUUUAUCCUUAAAAUGUGGGCCUCUUACCCUGAUUUUAUGUGUGAGUGAGGCAGUCUCUGGUUUAAACAAAUAGGUAUCCCAUCUAGUUUGGUCCUUAGGCACCAGGAAUAGAGUUAUUUCAACUUCUCACUUUACAAGCCAACAGCCCCUUGUUGGACCUGAGUUUGGGUCAGAAUGAUAGUCCUAGCCUUUAUACAUCUCAGUUUGUGCAGCACAGACUGGUGACCGAAGGUGGUAUUUUCAUUCAUUUUUGUGAAUGAAAAAUAAGGUUGGUUGGGCUGACGUUGACUCUCAGGAGAGGGUUAGGAAAAACAAAUCUGUUCACAGUUCAUAACUAGUCCUUUGAGUUCAGUUAACACUGAUGUAUGAGGCUGAGAUCUUUGCAACUCCCAGAGAGCCUAAUCUGGAUAAUGUAACUUGAGUGCACCGUAGUCUAAGGCUGCAGUCCUAAUCCUAUGUACCAGGAGAAACUUAAUCAGUAGGAUUUACUUCUGCAUAAAGCUAUUUAGAAUCAUGUUGUAACUGUUGAUUAAGUUAUAUCACAGGAAAAAAACCAUUGAAACAACUUUCCUGCAAUGUAAUUUACAUGAACACAAGCUUGAAGUUUCCAUUUCAUCAUACUGACUUCAAGCGCAUGUUUAAGUGCUUUGCUGAGUAUUGGCUGCCGGUUCAGAACCUAACAAGGGAAUGUUUUGUAGCAUUAGCUUCCUGGAACCCCGGGAUUCAGCAGUAUUGUCUUCCUUUACUGGUGAAAUCUUGUUUUCUCAAGGCAAGAGAAAGCAUUGCUCUGUUACCCAGAAACCCUACACAGUCUCCUAAGCCAGCUCAAAACAUUACAUGGCUAUAAGACUUAUACUCUUGUGACUUAUUUGACCAAUGCAGUGUAACAGUAAGAGGCAGAAGGAAGGAGAUUCUUUACCAAUCCCCAACAUUAAACCUAAACCCUGCCACUGGCCUUGGAAAUGCAUACCUUCCGCAUUCAUCUUUAUUCCACUUCCUAAGGUUUCACAUGUAUUAAGGUGAGCUACUGCUUCAGUUUUGAGCUCUAGUGUGAGUUAGGCCCUGCUACUGUGUGGAUCUGAGAGAAGAGUUUAAAUUGAAAACGGAUCAGCUUUAAUCCACUUUACAGAGCAGCUGAUGUCAGACCUCAAUGUUUGGACUGAGUACAACACUGUGCAGUUAAAAAAACAUCAAUAGAAGCUUCAGACUUCUCAUUAAUAUUCCCAAUAGAUUUCUUCAUUGUACUUGUCUUCCUUUUAGCUGUGUUUGUUUUGCUCCAUUUUGUCACAUGACAGAAAGGGAACUCACUGGACCUUGUUCUUCACCCGUGUCAGUUUUGAUGCUAGCUAAAUUCACUCUUCCUAACCUAGGACUCGUGCAGACUUUUGCUUGUCUUGCCACUUCCCACGCCUCCCAGUCUUUACCUCUGAAAUGGAGUAAACUUCAUCGGGUUUUCCAGCGAUUGACAAUUCAGUGCUAAAUAGUGAAUUUUCCCAGGGGGAAAAGGCAGGGCAAUCAGAAAACCUCUUAGUGCGUGACUGUACAGGAUUUUACCAUUAUUCUCUGGUGCAGUGCACACUUCCAAGUCCAGAAAAUGUUACCAGUUACAUGAUGUCUUGUGUACCUACCCACUCCCUUUAAUGCUGAACAUUCAUGAUUUCUCGAAAUAUGUUGUGCAGACUACUGCAAGAUGAAAACUGAACGUGGUACAUCAGCCCAUCCAAAAACCGAAGAAGAAAUAGCACAUACUUUUAUUACCUUUUGUCCCUUUCUGCUGGCUAGCGUCAUUGUUGAUAAAGGUUGCUGGAUCUCACACUGCUCUGUUAAGCUCAUAUCUAGGCAAGGAGCUGUCACAUUUCUCCAUUUAGCACCCUGCUGCAGCUGACAAGUCGCCACUAGAAACUGCCUGUUAAAAUCAUAAAAGUGGGGAAAGAGUAUAAGGGCUUAAUAGUAUCCCAGUAUUGUAAUAAUAUCUUGGAGGGUAAGUCUGAGUAUAUAUGAUAUAUAAAAUAUAUUUGGUGAUACAUUACCAAAGGAUAUUUUAAAGUAAAAGCUAAAUGUGACUUUCCCCUGGCAAGGUGAUAAAAGUUAAAGAGUUCCGCCAAAAGUAGCAAGGAUUCAGAACAGUUAUUACAUCUCUUAUGCUGACAUUUUAUUGAUGUAAAAUAAAAUAAAAAGUUAUUUGCUACAGCUGAGGUCAGCAUUUCCAAGGUCCGUAUGCACUAUCAUGGAAUUGAAUGCCGUGGUAGAGGAAUUAUCAAUUUAAAAUGUCAGUGCAAAUGCAUUUUGUUGUUCAUUCUAUCUGCAACUACAAUAUAGAAAGUAGGUCUCAUUCUUAUGCACCAGUUUUAUCAUUGUUUCUAUAUUGACAAUAUAUCCUCAGCUAUGCUCAAGCAUCUGUCAUUAGCUGCUGUGCAAUAAUAUAAUUAAUUAAAAGUUACUAGAGAAAUUCUGGAAAGAAUGGAUUAAAGAGAUGAGAAAGUCAGUAGCUAAAAUGGAAGGGGAGUAUCUAUGCAUUUUAAGGUGGCCCUUUCAUUUACUAUUAUUUUGCAUUUUGGAAAUAUCACUUAGUUAACGAGAGCAAACACCUAUGAAUGAGUAAAAUAUUUGUGAAGCGGAUGUUUAUAACCAAAUCACAGAAAGGCUGCUGAGAAUUAGGUGUCUUUUGCUAGAUCUCUAAGUUCUUCUGAAAACAGUCUUGUGUAAAAAGUACCACAUCUGAUUUUAAGUGGUUAGACGAUGAGGGGAUUGGUAAUACUUACAUGCGCCCAAGUAAAAAUGGGUUACCUAUGUAUCACCACCUUUGCUUAAAAAAUACCUGGAAUGUGCUGUACAUUAACAACAGUCCUCUGAAAUGUAGUAGCUUCUCUCUGUUCUGUUCUUAAAGCUCUGUUCUCUGAAGCACAUGAGGUCAUAGAUUUCCAAAAUGGGAACAGUACAAAAGAAUCUGUUUUAAAACAGUUUUCCCCCAGUUGUUGUGGUUGCUAAGGAGCCCACAGCCAUUGAAAUCUAAAAAAGAGAAAAGCCACCAGUGAUCAGCUGAUUCAAGUGGAUUAGAAUUUAGGCACAAUUUUUUGAAGUAGCUUAAGUUCAAUGAAAAACUGGUGGUAAGGCCUUUUAGACUUUAAAAAAAAUCUCGGCAAUACAACCCUAAGACAAUACAGCGGAACCUCGGGUUUCGAAAGUCUCUGUUGACGAACAUUUCAGAACACUCAAAACCCGGAAGUAAGUGCUUCCGUACGAGCUAGGAAGUCGAACUUCCAAGGCGGCUUCCAUUUUGAGGUUCCCCAUUGUAUUGAGUCUUUUGCAUUGAGUUUUCGGUUUUCAAACAUUUCGGAAGUCGAACGGUCUUCCGUAACGGAUUAUGUUCAAAAACUGAGGUUCCACUGUAUACAGAGUGGCUUAAGACAGGGAUGGGGAUCUUGCAACCAUCCAGGAGUCAUGGAACUUCAAAUCCAAUCAUCGCUGACCACUGGCCAGUGACAGUCAUGCAGAUGCUGGAGGAAGUGUGUAAGAACAGAGGGCACAAACAGAGGGCAACAAAACAUUCUGAUCAGCAUAAAGCUUCCCGUUAGUUCAUAUAUACAUGAACUUUGGUCUCUUGUUAAUUGUUUGGUCUCCCGUUACUUGUUUACAGUUAAAUGUAUUAUGUUAAAACAGUUUAUUUUGGAUGACAGGAACAUUCCAUCUGGGUUAUUAAUCGGCAAUGGCUCAUUUGCACUUCUGCAGCAAUGCUGCAUCUAUGACAGAGAAACAUGAGGAAAUAAAUCAAACGCUUAGACAACA
Messenger RNA from Podarcis raffonei (Aeolian wall lizard), 8042 nucleotides. It is a transcript of the gene NRG1, whose product is annotated as neuregulin 1. The record is from RefSeq and is a predicted model, not a curated record. The transcript is spliced from 14 exons. Gene Ontology annotation, molecular function: protein tyrosine kinase activator activity; chemorepellent activity. Lineage: Eukaryota; Metazoa; Chordata; Lepidosauria; Squamata; Lacertidae. Bases 505 to 2583 code for a protein of 692 amino acids. Gene Ontology annotation, biological process: activation of transmembrane receptor protein tyrosine kinase activity; cell differentiation; animal organ development.